Molecule: messenger RNA, 791 nt
Organism: Meriones unguiculatus (Mongolian gerbil)
Lineage: Eukaryota; Metazoa; Chordata; Mammalia; Rodentia; Muridae
Product: eosinophil cationic protein-like
Exons: 2
Coding region: 135-611 (158 amino acids)
Biological process (GO): chemotaxis; innate immune response in mucosa
Molecular function (GO): RNA nuclease activity; nucleic acid binding
Source: RefSeq, a predicted model, not a curated record
AUUUGCCUCUGCCAGCCACACCCACAGGGUCUGCUCUAUAUCUAUGGGCCCAAUUGGAGCUCACCCAUCAUCCCUGAAUUCCAGGACAACCAGCAUUGCGACCGCACAGGAGCCACAACCUAGACUGGGAAAACAUGGGCCUGAAGCUGCUUGUGUCCAGACUAUGUCUCCUUCUGCUGCUGGGACUUGUCCUGAUGGUUGCCUCCUUCCAGAUUCCACCUGGUUUAACCCCUUCCCAGUGGUUUACAAUCCAGCACAUAAGUAAUACUACUACCAUCCAAUGUAAUGCUGCAAUGCUGGGAGUUAACAAUUAUACGGGAAGAUGCAAGGACCUAAAUACUUUUCUUCAUACACGUUUUGCUAAUGUUGUUAAUGAGUGUUACAAUAGAAAUACUACCUGCAAGAACGGAAGAAGAAAUUGUCAUGACAGUCGAUCUAGGGUAUCAAUAACUGACUGUAACCUCACAUCUCCGUCAACAAAUUAUAGGCAAUGCAGAUACCAAAGAACACGAGCCAGGAAGUUCUACAGAAUUGCUUGUAACAACAAAACCCCAAGGGACAAUCCCAACUAUCCAGUGGUCCCAGUUCACUUGGAUGGGACUUUUAUAUAGCUCCAGCACCACCACUUUGUACCUUUGCUCAUCAGCUAGUGCCAUAGCAAUCCUAGUGCUGAAGAACCAAUUCCUCAGCUGUGCUGCCUAUCAGGACCUGUCCUCAUGAAACCUGUCCCUGGCUCCUUCAAAUUUGGCUGAACAGAUCCUUCCUAAUCAAUAAACACCUUUGCAUACUCA